Venturia canescens is the source of this 14698-nucleotide messenger RNA. RefSeq names its product muscleblind (gene mbl). Lineage: Eukaryota; Metazoa; Arthropoda; Insecta; Hymenoptera; Ichneumonidae. The record is from RefSeq and is a predicted model, not a curated record. Gene Ontology annotation, biological process: regulation of RNA splicing. The transcript is spliced from 9 exons. Gene Ontology annotation, molecular function: RNA binding; metal ion binding. The coding region runs from base 3025 to 5295 and encodes 756 amino acids. Gene Ontology annotation, cellular component: nucleus.
CUACUACGAGCGCGACUCGGGUUUUCGAGGAGGAGAGCUAGAAAGAGGGAGAGAGAGAGAGAGUCGCCGAGUUACGGAGGAUCGUGACGUGAAAGACCGCAUCGCGGAGCGAGCGCGAGAGGGGCAAUAUGCCGCCCGACAUGACGACGAUGGCGGCGGUGGUGGUGGCGAUGGUGGUGGUGGCGCUGAGGUCGCGCAGGUCCACAGUCGCUGUCGCGCCAGGCACUCGCUCCAGCCCAGACCUCGAGCCAGUCGCAAUUCCGUCGCCUAACCAGCAUAGCUCGCCUCUCUCUUUAACCUCAUUCGCCUCCCUCUUUUUAAACCCACGUUUAUAUUAUAUAAUUAUCCGUAUUAAAAAGGACAAUUUACUAAGAUAACGCACGCACGCUCCUGAUACGAGGGCGGGGGGCUUUUUAAAAGCCGCUCAAACCUGCACCUAUUUCGCCGGUCUUUCUUCCCUGUACUUCCCCCACCCCGUCCAUUAAUCCGCCAACCCGAUCCGCGCUCCCCCUACCCCCCCUCUCCUCCUGUCACCUAUCGCUCCCCCUCGUCCGUCGUUGCCGCCGCCGCCGCCGCUGCCGUUGCCGCCGCCGCCGCCGUCGUCGUGGUGCUCGUCGUCGUCGUCGUCGUCGUCGUCGUCGUCGUGCUCGCCGUCGUCGUGCUCGCCGUCGUCGUCUUCGUCGUGUCUUCUUCGCCUUUUGCCACCGACGCAAUCGCGCUUUCCGUUCAAACGUCGUACGCGCCCCGUCGUCGACGAAACCAUCGUGUCGCGCAAGCAUAUAUAACGAUUAUAACCACAGUGGUGUGUGCUUCGCAGCAGCCGGUUUCACUCGAUAAAACAUAUUGAAAACGAUAUUAUUAUAAAUAAUACUAUAUCAAAGCUCGUAAAACAAUAUACUUUUAAACGUUAUCGGCCUGACGCUUUUCGAUAAAAAGAGAGAGCCAGAGUUUGCCCGUGUUUUUGUUUUUUUGUUUGUUUUUCAUCGUCCUCCCUCCGUUUACAUUGUUCGAUCGCUACGUCGUUACGGAUUGUGAUCCAAGAAGAAUCGCAUUUUAUUCAACGAGAUUCGUGGGUGGUGGAACUGUUUUUACCAGAAAAAAAAAUAUAUAUAUAUAUAUAUAAAUAAAAAUAAAAUAUAAUAAGAGGUGAAUCAAGUCCAUUGAAAAUCCUGAUUAAUCGUGCUAAUAUUCAAAGUGUUUCUGCGACCAACGACCAUCAACUGACGCAAGGGAGAUACCAUUACAUUUGAUUUUACCUCGAAUUACGACUUAAGGAUCUUUCGAACCAGCCAUCCGCAGGAGACCCUGCGUCUGUUUCGUUGUUAAACCAAAAGCAAUACGAAAAAAGCCGCAACAAAAAUAGUGGAGCAGAGAUAGAGCUGAGGAUUACACGAAAGGGGCACGAGUCAGGAGUGUGAAACGAAUAAAUGACGUAGAAAAACGAAUAACGGAAGGGACGUAACGCCAGUUCGCCUAGUCCCCCUCCCUAUCCCCCCUCUCUCUCUCUCUCUCUUUCUCUCUCUUUCUCUUUAUCUUUUUCUCACAUUCUCACACACCUUAACCCCGAAAAUCCUACCUUGCUACACCCGCGCGAUCCGUUCCCUCGAGCAAUUCCACACAACCAUUCGCGAACUAAGCUCGCCCAUUUCUCGCGCUGCUCUCACAUCCCUAUUUUUUCUGCUCACUCUCCGGCCCCAAGCUCUGCAUCGCAUCUUCCUCGAAAGCCUGCUUUUUGCCAUCCCUCCACGCCAACAUUCGCCUCGAAAGAUUCAUCGAUUCGAGAGCUGUGAUCGAUAAAAAAACCACCUCGAGGAUUCUUCAUCGUGGUUUUUCACAUCGCAGGUGAUGCUCUAAAAGUAAUUCAACAAAAAAAAAAAACAGUAAACGAAGCAAAGCCUUGACUGGGGAUUUUUCAAAGUGCACGAAUGCUAAACGCGCUGCACGACGCCCAACAAAAAACUAACCGGCUCGGGAGGUUCGCGAGCCUUUUAGCGAUCAAAUCUGUGACCGCGUGCUUCCCCCGUUGACAAAAUAUUAUCUUUUCAACAUUUUUCAAACGCGUCACGAGGCCUAAAACACAAAAUUUCAUAAAAGUCGACGCGCAAGAUUAAAAUCGAAGUUCAAAACGGUGCAAUCGGGACAACACGAUCAAGCGCAAUAAUCGAAGAUAUAUUUAUAUAAAAUUGUAAAUUAAAGGGGAAAAAGACUCAAGAAAAAUAGUGUUUUUCGAUCGAGCAUCGGGAUCAUAUAAAAUCGGCGAAUAAAAUAGCAACACCGGUGAAAAUCACUGCGGGAUAAACCUGUAAAUUCAAUACUUUGCAGUUUAUUAUUAGAGAUCCUGUGCCAGCCAUUUUUUCGAUCUACGAAGAAGAUAUAAGAGAGGUAUAUGAAAGUUGUAUACAUUUUUGAAACCGAAAAAACGAGAGAAAUUCGAGCUAUUAAAAAUCAAACGUGAAACCUUGCCUUUGUUCAAUCUCAAACGAUUUAACAGAGACAAAUUUUGUCGAGAGUGAAAGAUUCAUUGAGGAUACGUAUGGUGAAAAUGAUUUUGUAAUAUCGAACGAUUCUCGUCGAUAUCUUGAGAUUUUUUUUUCCAUUUAGAAUCGAUUUGUUUUGAAAAUAAAUGAACGAAAAUCAGUCUUGAUUGAACGCGUCGCGAAUCAUAUAGAAAGGAGAAAAGAAUGAAAAGAAUUGAGAGUUUGUCGCGUUAUAGCGAGUUUUUAACGAUUUAAAAAUGUAUAUAAAGUGAAUGACCUCAGCAACGCUCGCGUUUAUCGCAAACGGAAAGAAAUAAGCGAGUUAUAAUCCGGGAGCGAGAUAACGCGUCGCUCCGUUGUGGAAUUAAAUAAUAAAACGAAACGAAUUCUCGUUGAUAAAUCCACGAUAGUCUUCUUCGUCUUCGUCGGCAUCAUCAGCGUCUUCGUCGUCGUCGUUCGUCUCGUUGGUGCUUGUGAGUUUCUACCCAAGGCGAUAACGCAAGGUGGACGUUAAAAAUCAUACAUAAACGGGGUCGAGAAGACGGCAAUGUUCAACAUGAACAACGUACUUAAUGGCAAGGAUUCGCGCUGGCUUCAGCUGGAGGUUUGCAGGGAGUUUCAACGCAACAAGUGUACAAGGCCCGACACGGAGUGCAAAUUUGCUCAUCCACCGGCCAACGUCGAGGUACAGAAUGGACGGGUCACUGCCUGCUACGACAGCAUCAAGGGACGAUGUAACAGGGAAAAACCACCCUGCAAGUAUUUCCAUCCUCCACAGCAUCUGAAAGAUCAGCUACUAAUAAACGGACGCAAUCACUUAGCCUUGAAAAAUGCUCUGAUACAACAAAUGGGUCUCACACCUGGUCAACCCCUCGUACCUGGUCAGGUGCCCGCAGUGGAGUCCCAACCUCCUCCGCCAUCGCACCAUCACCUUCAACAGCAACUCCAGCAGCAACUUCUCGCUACCCACGCCUUUAUGGCGACCAAUCCUUACUUGACGGGAAUGCCGCAGGUGAGCAACACGUACACCCCGUAUUUCACACAGAGCCCGAUAAUGCCGACGAUAAUGGGCCCAGCUGACCCAACGGGAGUCGGUAGUCCGUUGGGCGUCGUGCCACAGACAGUCGCAAUGCCGCAGAAGAUGCCACGUACCGAUCGUAUUGAGGUAUGUCGCGAGUUUCAACGCGGGGCGUGCAAACGCGGCGAGACGGAGUGCCGGUUUGCGCACCCCCUCGAGACGGUGCAGGCGAACGAGGACGGUUCUGUGACGAUCUGCAUGGACGCUGUCAAGGGCCGAUGCAAUCGGGACCCCUGCCGCUAUUUCCACCCCCCUCUGCACCUUCAAGCCCACAUUAAGGCCGCACAAUCUCGGGCUAGCAUUGCGACGGCUUCCUUGCCGGCAAACGUGCCUGGAAUGGCGGCUAUGGCCGGCGGAAUGUCAGGCGUACCCGCGUCGGCUGUACCCGGAGGACUACCCAACCCGAGCAUGGCGAGUAUCGAGCUCGGAAAGAAGCGGAUGCGCGACACCAAUGAUGAUCUGCUAAUGAUGGAAUCGAAGUCUUUCGGGUCCUUCUACUACGAGAACUUUGCAUUCCCAGGAAUGGUACCUUACAAGCGUCCAGCUGGCGACAAAUCUGGCAUGCCGGUAUAUCAGCCAACCGGUGCAACGACCUAUCAGCAGUUAAUGCAGCUGCAGCAGCCCUUCGUGCCUGUGUCAUGUGAGUACGCUGGAACACCACCCCUUCCCCAAACCUCUAACCAGUCGGUAGGAAGCUCGCAAAACUCGAUACAGGCUCAAUCUGCGUCAAGCGUCGCCGAGGCAAACGGCCACGGGAUCCUCGUGGAUCCCAAUAAUCCACCGCCGCCACCGCCUAAUAGUGGCGACGGUAAUAAACAGGCGGUAGCUGUAGCGGCGGCAGCGGCCGCGGCCGCCGCUGCGGCAGCCGCUGCCGCAGCUGCCAAUCACGAGAAUGAGAAUGCACAGAACUCUCCUGACAUGAAUCAUACUGGAUCGUCGCAGGUUAGCCAAUUGCAGGCUUUGCAAGUACCAUCGUCGAUGAGUCCGAUGACUUCGAUGUCGGGACUUACCUCGAUGCCGAGCGUAGCUAGUCUCACUUCAAUGGCGAAUGUCAACUCAAUGGCGAAUCAUUACACGAUGGCGAACAUGGCCAAUCUCAACGUAUUAAAUACCCUCGGCAUGACCUCUAGUUUCUCCAUGGAUCCCGCAGCUCUAGCGAAGGAAGUGGCCCAAAAAAAUUACGCAAAAGCGAUGAAACUCAGUCAAAAUCCCCAACCCUACGGUAUGAAUCCUUUGAGCGCAUUGAAUUACACCGGUGUGGCUCUCAACAAACAAGCACUCGCGCUCAAUCAGCCAGCGAGUUUGGCUGGAAAUUCUGCACAGAGACAAAUAAUACAGAAUUUAAGCGGUAUUCCCGGCGCUUUAGCUUCACAGCUACCCGCGGGCUUGCUGCAUUAUCCAAGACCGCCGACCGCCGCACCGAUCAACCCUUAUUCCCUCAUACGGCAACAUCCAAUCCUACCUUCGCAUUACAUGCAAACCGCCACGCUUCCCGGCAUGCCCGCCAAUCCUGCUGUACAUCAUCAGCCGAACCCCUACAUCCAGAAUCCUUACGCAAUGUUGCCAGGAAUUGCUGGAAUGCCGGGCGUCCACGGUGUACACGGUGUCCCCGGUUCCGUCGCUGGUGUAUCUCAGCUUCAGACCGCAAAUCCGGCUACCAUUGCUGCACAACCCCAAGUCGCUUUGCCACCCAGCAGUGGAGUUAUGAUGCCGCCUUAUAAGAAAAUGAAAACUACGUAAAUCCAAUAUUUAAAACGCCAAUAUUAGGCAAGAGUAGUUCAGGCGUUAAAAGGUCGCACACGUCUUCCCAACGAUCUCUGACAAUCAUCUCAUAUUUUCAUCAAUAAAUAAUCAUUCACUUAAAUAUCUACCAAAUAAAGUUACAAAAAAUGGAAUUAUCUAAGCAUAACAAUGACUUUUCAAUAUUUUUCCAAAUACAUUAUUUAUCAUCUAUUUUCCACUCAUUUUUUUUUCUUUUUUUUUUUUUAUUCUUCGUUGAUGCUUGUCGGUAUAUCGAUAGUAACGGACAAACGUUUAAAGCAUAUUAAUAAUAGCAUUGGACGAUCUCGAAUCGAUUAUAACGAUUUUUCUUAUUCAGAGCUGAGGUAAAUUCUUUUGUACGAAAUUCCUUAAAUUUCCUUAAAUACAGUCUUAGACGGUUCUGUUCCUUCCGAAUUGUCAGGAGACGUUGACCGAUCACGUGUGCGCCACUAUCUUCAAUUUUGCCUAGCAAGUAUAAAGUGAAUUGGAAACUAAAAAGAAGAUCGAAGAUAGUGAAAAAGGAAGAUGAAAAACACAUAAGAAUAAAGUUCCGUGAAUAUAUAGUUUCAUUUUCUAGUCAGACAUUGUCGGUGAACAGUGCCUUAAUGACUCGAUCCCACUGAAUCGUUUUCUUCUCAAGAAAAUUGUAAAAGCAGAACCGCCAAGUUCGAUUUUCAGACGCAUUAUUUUCCCUCUCGACGAAGGUUCAAAGGGCCUACGUAAACUGCAUGCGCAUCAAUAUAGAUAUACGUGUAAACUUAUAAUCCUGAAAAUCAUGUUUCGUCAAAUUCAUAUAUAAAUAUAGCGAGUCGUGGUUACAAUGUUCCGAUAAUUAAGCAACAAUCGUAACCGACCGCACUAUUUUCUAUAUGUAUUAUGUAUUACAUUUCAAUUCAAUUAUCGAGCAAUUUUUAGGUGAAAAAGGGAAAGAAAUAAAGAAAAAAAAAAAUGAGUUAUUUCGUUUAUUAGGUUCCGACAAUUUGUUACGUCCGCUGUUGAAAACUGCGGUUGUUCGUUUGAAUGCACAAUAUUCAUAAAAAUAUUGGUACGCUAUUGUUUUUCAUGUUUUGUUUUAUUUUAUUUUUUUUCUUGUACACGUUUCACGAAUUAGAGAACAUUUUAUUAAUAGUCGAUCGAGAGUAUACACGUAGAUAUGCACAAGCGAUCGAUAUGUUUCCUAAGGCACAACUUGCCCCAAGAGCGUCAGAGACUCGAAAAAAAAAAAAACAAAUAUAUAUCUUUAGAUUUUCACGUUUUUUUUGCCAAGCGCUAUUUUUUAUUUGUUAAUUCGCACGUUAUUAUUGUCAAAUAUAAUCUUUACAACAUGAUUGUUCGUUAAACGUUAUAUUUUUAAGAUUAGCGUAUAAAUCGUAGGUUAUAAUUUUACAUAAAAAGGAAACACACGGCCUUCGAUCCAAUAUGAGAUUCAUAACAGGAGAGUUCUUAGCGAGCGACGAUGACUUCGCGCCUCGUGGCAGAAGUGACCCUUUCAAAUCUCUCGCUAGUGUGCAUUUAAGCGAGAAUAUUAGUUGACGAUGAAGAGAAAGAGAAUUAGCGAACACCUUUCAUGCAUCGCUCUCGUCGAACCGAUGAAUAAAUAAUUGAGAAAAGAAUGAAAAACAAAAGGAGUAAAUAAGAUAAACUUUUUCUUCGACUGCUAUAUUAUUCUGUAAUGUUUAAUAAGAUAGUGAAGAUCGAAAAAUAUAACGAACAAUGUCCCUCCAACUCGCGGAAACCGCGGAUGGAACUUUUAAUCGUCUUAAGUUCUUCAAAUGUAUCGCUAAGCGACGUUCUGCGUUGGAUUACUAUAGUAUAUAGAGAAAAACGGAAUCAUACGAAAAAUACAAACACGAAUAUAUUGAACCACGACACACAACACACUUACACGUACGGACACAUACACUAUUCAAAUGCAGAACAACCAUCGAUGUAAUGUAUUUUUAUGAGUUUAUAUUCUUCGGCCGAUAAUUGAGAGAAAAGAAACGAACGGUAUGUGCGGACGGAAGGAGAAACGGUGAAAUGUGCGAAAGUGUUUAAAAACGCGAGAGACUACGAUAAAAACAAAGUGCCCGGAUGGAUGAUUGAUAUCGAGGAUAUAUUUCAAUUAAAAUACAAAAUGGAUGAACAACUUGAUAAUGAACAAAAAGAGAGAAAGAAAAAAAUUGAUGUCGCGCUUAACAUCCUCCGACAAGCGCAUAAUAAAUUUAUAUCCGAGCGCUUACAGUUUAGUUUUAAAAGUAAGAAAUUACAUAACUGACUCGCCAGUGAUUUUAACGCAUCUCGAAUUGACAAGAAAAAGACUCGCGCACCGACAUAUUUAUGUCAGCAAACAUUAAACUUCCAUAUUUGAAGAUGACAAAAGCUAAUGUUAAUCAAAGUAUCGAGAGAGAAAAAAACACUUCUGGACAAAACCUGGAUAGUUUUGUGACGUAGAUUUGACGUAGAAGAAAACCUAUGAACACGUUUUUAGUGAGCAUUGUAUCAUGGUAGGCUGUAUAAGACUUAGGCGUAUGACGGUCGAGCUUUAUAACCACGAAGAAACUAAUGGCGUAGGUGCGGCCUCGGACGGACUAAUUACUGUCCAAGCCGAUAAUGGAUCUCGUUGAAUAACGUUAACGAAUACCGUUCGAUCGGUACAGUUCAAACGGAGCUACUUACCGACUCUAAAAGCGGGUAUUAAUGGACACAAAAUACGAUCUGCGAUUGCUAUUCGUAUUCUGUAUAUCCAUGCAAUUACAGAAAACCGAAAACGAGCUCCGUACCGUUGCUGCUUCCUAGGUCGUUCGAUCCUUCUGAGCUAUUCGCUCCUUCACAUCAUAUUAAAAAUGGUUCCUCAAAACAAAAUUAAACAGUGCUUCAACGCUCAGCGUACAGGAACAAAGAAAACGAAAGAAUCGCGGUGAAACCUCCGAUAAUAAAUAAUCUAUUAUCAUUUUGUAUUUUUUUAGUUGGAGUCGUUUGGCUCGCCUACAAUUUUCGAUGAAAAAAAAUUCAUGUUUUUAAGAGGGCACUAGAUGCCCGUUGAAAAUUGAAGGAAAUUCGUGUAGAGACAUAGAUCGGUAACAUUUUUUACGCUCCGGAGUAACCGGAUGUCUUCCAGUUGUAAAGAAGAAAAGUAUCGUGCAAUGAGAAUUAUUCGCUCUUGAAACGUUGAAUUUGAUCUAUUUUGCUGCUUUAUUAAUGCGAAGAUUGGUACUUUCUUGAUAUAGAAUUGAAAAGUUAGAAAACUUUAGGUAGAUCUUUAGAAGGAGAAAGGCAGAAACGGAGACAGAGAGAAAGAGAGGAACCAUUUUUCGUAUCGGUGAAGGACGAGAGCGUCCUUAGGGCCGACCAUUGUGAUAGUGUAUAGUGAAUAGCGUGUAUGUUUUACCAUAGUGCCCUAAGCACACGAGCCAAGAUUUAUCCGCACAGGUAAACCCGUUCGUGAACAUGCAGACACUCACAUAAAGACAUCAACACACACGAUACACCAACAAAUUGCGCACGCAUGAUUGAUUUAACUGACGAAAAAUCAUAUUUUUUAAACGAAAUGUGUAGUUUAGUAGAAAACGAAUGACGAGAAGUCUGACGAAGUGCAAAAAGGGCCUACUAACAAUUGUUACUGAGAUAGGCCGACGAUUCAUUCAAGCGGAAUUGAGUCAUACUUCCCUAAAGUUAACAAUUAUUCGGCUUUAAUUUGCCGUUCUUUUAUUAUUUUUAAUUCUAUCUAACUGAUUAAUUAAUUUGUGCACAUUUGCCGAAUAUCGGACUAUGAGAGAAGAAAAAACGUAAAUAUGCCUAACUUGCAAACCGGUAUUUAGGGUUUUUACUUUGAUGUUUUUUCGAAUUGGAGAUUUGAUGAUUUAAAAAAAGAAAGAAAGAAAGAAAUAAACGUGAAAAACAACACAAUAUAAGUGAAACAUCAACGAGAGGGUGGCUGUUUGGACUCGGGCUCAAAGCCACAGUACUGUAACUCUUCGAUCGUCAAUCCUUGAUCAUUUCAUUCGAAUGACAAUUUUCAUUUUACAAUUAUCGACGAAAAUACAUCGAAACGAGCAACCGUCCUUUUUUUUAAACGUGUUUCGACAUUCCGAGUAUUUCGCUCUAAGGAAAGCGUGCAAGGAGAAAAAAAAACAAGAAAUCACAAUAAUAAUAAUAAUAAUAAUAACGAUAAUAAUAACAAUAAUAAUAAUAACGAUAAUAAUAAUAAUAAAAACUGCAACAUUUUAACGCGAUCGUAAAACUCUGCAGGUCACGAGUACCGAGUCCGUAUGACACAACAGAAGUGCCUUCCACUGCACUAAAAAAAAAAAAGGAAAAACGAGAAAACCAAAAAAAAAAUGAAAGAAAAAAAAUAUAUAUAUAACACUGAAAUGCACACAAAAACACGAACACCACAUGUUCUAGGAAAAAAAAAAGAAACGAGGGUAAAAAAUAGUGAUUAAGAUGGGAGAAAAAAAUGAAAGAAAAGUAAACUACUUAUUAUAUAUAUAUCUAAAGUACUAUAAUAUUACAUUUAUAUAUACGAUAUAUAUAUAUAAAAUUAGUCUAUAUAUAUAUAUAUAUACUGCGCAAUAUUAUUGUUGCAUAUGAGUUGCGUGCAACGAAAAAAAUAAUACUAAUAAUAAUAAUAAUAAUAAUGACACACUUUAUUAAAAAAUUCUUAUAAAUAAAUAGAAAGAAAGGGUCGAAAUGAAACUCGAAGUAUGUGUAUUCGUACACUCGGAAUCUUGCUUAUCAAGAAAACACAUAUUACCAGAGGUUAAACAUAAGAAAAAAGAUAAAUACAAACAAACAUUUUGUGAUGUAAACGACAUAUACAUACAUACAUGCAUACAGGUAGUAUUUAUUAUUGUGUACUGUACUGUCUCUAAUUCUUCAUUGUACAUUGUUGGAUAUAUACUUACACACAUCCACGGCAUAUGUAUAGUACAUAUUAUACACACUAUUUACGUGUAUACCCCGAGAAUGCAGAUGCAAAAAAAGGCGCUUGAACCGGAGGAAAUGAAGAGUGCGAGAAUGCCCCCCUACAGUCGGUUUUAUCUGAAGGGUUUCUGCUGGCGAAGGGUUCACUGAAAAUCCAAUGCGUUUUUUGCGCAUGCACGCUCGCGGGGAAUUCUCUUUUUUUGUCAGGAGUCAGCCAGUAUUUGUAAUAAUAAUGCUUGAAAAAUGCAUGAAUAUUUGUUUUAUUAAUGCUUCUUCUGAUUUCAUCUAUAUCUCUUGUCCAUCUACGAAAAUAUAUUCUUCCCAUCCUUUUUCUUCCUCACUCGGCUAUUAUCCAGUGUAAUCAUUUAUUUACAUAUAUAUAUAUAUAUGUGUGUGUGUGUGCAUAUAUAUAUAUACAUAUAUUAAGGCGUUUAGUUUAUAUUCCUUUAUUCGCGCAAAUGCCUCUUCAUAUACAUUGCUUCCUGCUUCCCAAUAUUUCGAAAUAAUCCUUUCGAAGUAAACAAAUAUUGUGCUUGCAGCGCGCUGUUCACCAUUCCCCCCUCUUCCUUCGCCUUCUCUCACGCUACCUUUAUCACUCACUCCUCUCACGGAAUCUCGUUCAUUUUUAUUAUCUCACCCUUCACGAUUAUUCUUCUCAUUGGGUAAUGCGGCAAAUCCUUCAGGUUCGACCCGAAGAAAUGAAAAUGUAGAGCUCACAAUUGAUUUUUUAUAACCGAACUUUGAACUGGAAUUUUAAUAUGAAAAUGCUUGGCCAAUCUCUCGUUCGUAUUUCGAUGGGAAGAAUAUUCGAGCGAAAAAAAAUUUGGUGAAAACCACGUAGCUGUAUUAGCCGCUUUCGAUAUGAGAAAGAAACGUUAGCGAGAGGACUCGCGAGCGACAUUUGUUGUAUCUCUUGCUGCGUCGCUCUCUUUUUCUCUGGUAAAAAAGGAAGAAAAUAUGAUGACUCGUCGUCGGCGCGAUAUGAAAUUUCAUCGCCCUCUCUCCCUCCCUCCCUCUCUCUGUAAUACCUUUCUAUUUAAACUCAUUUAACUCUUGAUUUUCGUCCUCCUUUCCUGUCUUUCUUCACCUUUCUUAUUCCGCUCUCGUUGCCGACGAACAAAAUCCUCAACGCGCUUCCCACGCUUCAUUGAGUUGCCAAACAUGCUGGGCUCCCCGGAGGAACGGAAUCUGGCAGCUCUUUCUUCCGAAGUGAAUUUUCGAUAUGCAUAUAUAUGACUAUAAAUAUAUUUACAUUUUGGCACGAGAGAAAAUUUAAAAGAAAGAUCGCUAAUCAAUCGUCACUUCCGCGUUCUCGUCAACGCGCUCAUAUUUUUAUCAUCUUUUCGAUGAAAAUAAUACGAAAAGUUCAAAGAAAUCUGUAUUCCAUAUGAUAAUAGAUGAAAAAUAUGUUUCACCUAACGACAAACGACGAGCGUGGUUGAUAAACAAAAGCAGAGAACCUCGAAUAAUAAACCUCGAUCCCGCAUUUCCUCCAAUCAGCUUUAGCUAUAUACAUAAAUAUAUUUAUCUUGCUGGUAGAAGAUUGUUGAUUUAUCACAUCCACGAGACAUACGCAGACGUGCAUCUUAUUGACUUAGAGAUAAAAAAGAAAAACGAACAACAAUAACAAGACAAACAUGGACAUUGUGCAUAAAAAAAAGAUUCGUCAAAAAAGAAACAAUCGAAAACGCUUUGAACCGCCAACGAGGCGAGUAUGUACAUUCAUAUGUAUACAUAUCAAUAAUAUUCGUAAUUCGCACUUUUUGGUUGUUUUUUGGUUCGAGCUGGAAAAAAAAAAGAAAAAGAAUUCCAAGUAGUCUCCGCUACGAGGAGCGUUAUACGGGCGUACGAAAAAAAUGCACCGUUAUCGCACGAUCCACGUAAUAAGCGCGUGAUAGAAGAAAAAAUGUUUCAUAUUAAAUAGAAGAAAAAAUGAUGGCCGUUCGAGAGAGCACACACCGAACCAUAUGAACGGACGUGCACUUUUUUCGUCGCUGUCUUUCCGCUCUCGCAUUUAGCAAGUAAGUUGUUGCAGCUUUGCCGCAUCCAGGCUUUUAAAGGGUACACCGGACUGUGGCUGUGAUGUUGGACAAUCGGAGUGCGAUUCUACGGGAAUCUAGAGUAGAUCGCCAUGUGCUACUUUCAAUAUAUCCAAGUGAGCGAGGAAUCUGUGACAAAACUCUGUGAUUCUAAAGCUUUUUCCCGCGGAGCAACAUUCCUUUCAUUUUCAAUAAGAAGAAUUCACUGUUUUCUCUUCACUUCCGAUCUAUCACUCGUCUCUGCGUUCUUAAUAUUUAACUCACUUUAACUGAACUUCCGGUAAGAUUUCAACGCUUCGAAGCAUGACCAGCGCCUAGCAUCAACACUUCAUUCAACCGAUUAUCAAAUGAUUUACAGAACAAACGUUUGGUGUGCUAUCGCAUAACUCGCCUCGUAAUUUUCAGUAUUAGCUCCCUUCAAAGUGCUAUUUUCUCUUGCGGCUUAGUACUCACUUGUUUCCUUCAGCAGUAUAAUAUCGUUUUUUUCUUUCAUUACUCAGUUUUAUUCAAUAAUAAUAUUGUACUUUGAAAAAAGAAAAAAGAAAAACUAUAUAUUAUUUCGCUGUGUGCCUAUCUGUCGGAACGAAACUUUCUUUUCGCCGCGUCAAUGAUCGAACCGAACUAUCACUCACGCGACAAUCACAGCGCUUGAAAUAUACGAUAAGCUGAAUGCGCGAGAGGAACAGUUCUAUGCUCUCCUUCAUACGUUUUUGCCCAAGAGACUUUCAUAUAAUUUUAAUUUAUUGCCUGAUUACUUAUUCCAUUGCGAAACUGUGUAAUUUGUCAUUAAUUUUCUAGCUGAUCCGAGGAAAGUGUUGAACAUCAAGGGUUCGAUUAGCGGGACGUUGACUUUCAUUUGAUUUCUCUCUCUCUCUCUCUCUCUCCUAAUAAUGAAUUUAUUUUUUGUUACUUGGGUACGCUGCAUGUAUUUUAUGUUCGUUUAUAAUUUUUAUUCGAACUUUCUGUUUCAUGCUUGCCUCCGCCUGGACUCUCGCCGCACGACUUUCGAACGAAUGAAUACCUCCCCAACCGCCGCCACUGCUUUCAUCCCCAAUUCCGUCCCGUCGUUCCAUCCAUCCUGUGAUAAACGAUUAAAAAACAAUCAAACAAACGAAAAAUGUGAGCAUGAACAUAAACCGAAUAUUCAAACGACCUUCACCUGGGUCUCGCCGGAACCGAUCUCUAAUAAUUAUCAAUAAUUAUCGGAUGCUGCACACUCGGAGCCAACGGUUCGCACGAAAAAAAAAAAAAAAAAAACUGUUCAUUUUCAAUCCGUCGCUAUUUCAUUGUGCGGAGGUGGCUUUAAUGCGUCUGACAAAUGAUAAACGCAACGACACAAAAAUCCAUGUCGCGUUGUUGACACACCGCUACUUUUCCAAUCACCGACCGACCGAGUUACUCGCCGAUUAUUUCAUCACGUUUUCGAAAAAUCAAUAAAAUCCGGUGUUGGAAUUGAUCUCUCGUGAUAUCGCACCGCGCUGAUAUCUCCGCAAAAAUAAAACAAAUUUAACGAAAUAUGUGCCACACGGACUCCCCGACGAUCAUCUUUUUUCCACAUUACUGACGACCCGACGAAUCUUGCUGUAAAAACGUACUAAACAAAUUUGAAUAUUCCUAUUACUUAACAAAUGGGAAACGACCUGCUAAAUCACAUCACAAACGUCGAACUGAUGCAAAUUUACGCAAUUUACGAAAAUUCCGUCUAUCCAUGCGAAACGACGCGUACACGAACGAUAAAAAAAACACACGCACACACGAUUGGAAAAUAUGAAAACCUCGUUUGGUACGUAUGCAUCGCGACCGCAUUAUCACCAUCCUCGCCAAAUUGCCGUCAAUAUCAAAAUCCCAAAUGUUGCCGACGAAAACCAAAAUUCAACAUCGCACCUCGGCACACAAUUUACUGUAAAAAACAAAAAACCGAACAAUUCCAAAACCUCCGAUUCACAAUGAAACCUCAUGACGCCCCUUCUCCUUCACCACCGUCUUUUUUUACUGUUCAUUUGUCAAUUCGACUCAUUCUUGAACACAACAAAUAAUUUUGUUUUUUACGAUCUUUUAUAAUUGUUACCUUAAUCGUUGAUGUCACGUGCCUUAUUCACUUUAUUUUUUCGAUGAAAACGCUUCGACAACAAUUCGAAUUACGAUAACGUUUAUAUACAUAUAUUAAUAUCUAUAAAUAUAUUUAUAAAUAUAUAUAUAUUAAUAUAUAUAUAUAUAAAUUGAACUAUAUACCAAUAUAUAUAUAUGUAUAUAUACAUAUAUAUAAAUCUACACGCCUGUCGCAACCGCUGCCACGUUUCAAAUUGUUUCGGACAUGUACCUGGGUGCUCCGAGGGGACAUUCAACGUGCCUCCUCUCAUUCGGUGCGAUCUGUACUGAAUUCGCUAUUCGGAUGGUUAAAAAAUGAAAAAAAAAAAAAAAAAAAAAAAAAAAAAAUA